Malassezia japonica is the source of this 933-nucleotide messenger RNA. RefSeq lists its product as uncharacterized. Gene Ontology annotation, cellular component: SAGA complex. The coding region runs from base 1 to 933 and encodes 310 amino acids. NCBI's taxonomy places the organism in Eukaryota, Fungi, Basidiomycota, Malasseziomycetes, Malasseziales, Malasseziaceae. The record is from RefSeq and is a predicted model, not a curated record. The transcript is spliced from 4 exons.
AUGGCGAGCCGGGGGCGUGCAACGGCUGGGGCGAGCUCGUCUGAGGAGCUGCAGCUGUGGCAGACGGUGCGCACACAGCUCAAGAGUCUUGAAAAUGCACGCAGCGCGUCGCUCGCGGGCUACGAGCGCCUGGUGCGUGCACAGAGCGAGAGUCCGACCAAGAGCGUCGAAGGGAUUUACAAUGUCGUCGAGAACUGUAUAUUGGACGAGCAGCGUGCCAUCAACAAUGCGCUGGAGCAGAUUGAUGUGUUGACUGCGCUGAGGCAAGCAUCAAUGGACACGUCGCUGGACAGCCGACGACGCAAGCGCAAAGCCGACGAUAUCGGGGACGAGUCGCUGGACGCUCCGGCACUGGAUACCAAGUCAAAGAUGGUUGCCGAGAGUCGGCGCACACGCAUUGCUUCGAAUUCACUCCUGAAGCGGUCCAAUAGCCUCUCGGCGACGGACACCGAGGAUCGGCUCUUGGCGCAGCUCCCGCUGCAGCGGGGCCGCAAGGUGGCUUUCUGCCAGCCGCAGCGUGGCGAGGUGCUUGCCGGCGACGAUGGAGAGGUAUGGAUCAUGGCGACCGUGAUUGGAAGCAUCAACAACGAUCCCCAUCGCUACAUUGUACAGGAUGCCGAGGACGAAGGCACGGCCGGCCCGACCUACAAUACCACGAUCAAGUCCAUUGCACCACUUCCCAACAGCGUCGAUUCACUGCCGCCCGACGACUACCGCGCUGGGACGCGCGUCCUGGCACUCUAUCCGGAUACCAGCUGCUUUUACAAUGCUACGAUCCAGGGCGGGGGGCCGGCGAUCUCGAAAUCUACACCACGCUCCAAGAUCCAAAAGCGCGAGACGGAGCUCUUGCAUACGCCGUACCAACUCAUGUUUGACGACGACGGCGCCGACAUCAAGCACGUCCCUGCCUACUUGGUCGUGGAGCAUCCAUAG